UCGAAGAGUCGCUUCGCCUGACAGCCCGGAGCGGAGGGGAGGGAAAGGAGGAGCCACCCCGCAGCAGCGACUGCAGAAGAGGGGGGCAGCGGCGCGCCCAGGCAAUCGGGCAGGUGUGGUGUGGCGAGGAAGGGGCCGGAGCAGCGACGUUUGCGCCGGGCAGGGAGAGCCGUUGCGGGGGGCGCGGAGCAGGGCAGCCGGGAUGCAGAAACCCAUGGAGAAAUCCCAGAACUUCCGCAUCGACGCCCUGCUGGCCGAGGACCCGGCGCGGCCGGUGCCCAGCGUCUCCCCGGAGAGCUCCGCCGGGAGUCCCGGCGCCUGCCUGCGGACCGAGACGCCCUCUCCCUGCGCGCCGCCGGGCUUGGCCCCUCUGCCCGCCGCCGCCGCCGCCGCCGCCGCCUUCAUCCCCAAGCCCGGCUUGCUGAACCUGGCCCCGCCGGCACUCGGCGGCUUGCCGGCCAUCUACCCGCCCCCGCUCUACCCCAUCCCGGCUCUGGCGGGCCAGCACUCCGCCUUCGCCUACCCCGCCGCCUUCCCCCCGCUGUCGCAGCCGGGAGCCGAGCCUCUGAAGGCGGCCGCGGGAAUCGGUCCUUUCCCGCUGGAGCAUUGGAUUCGGGCCGGGAUCAUGGCGCCCCGCUUCCCGGAUUUCCACGCUUCCCCACCAACCAACCUGAUGGGCAAAUGCCGUAGACCUCGAACCGCUUUUACCAGUCAGCAGCUUCUUGAGCUGGAGAACCAGUUCAAGAUCAACAAGUAUCUUUCACGGCCCAAACGUUUUGAAGUGGCCACAUCACUGAUGCUAACGGAGACACAGGUGAAAAUCUGGUUUCAGAACCGCAGGAUGAAGUGGAAGCGAAGUCGUAAGGCCAAGGAGCAGGUAACCCAGGCUGAGGCGGAGAAGCAGAGAGUGGCAAGCAAGGCCCCAGAGAAACUGCUCCCUGGAGAGGUGCGAGGGGAGGAGGAGGAGGAAGAAGAAGAGAGCGGUGGUGAUGAAUAUAAGAAACACAGGGCCAGUGUGCAAUUCCUGCACCAUGAUGCCGACACUUUCAGCUUCAGCUCAGAUCCCUCGGGCUCAGAAGACGAGGAAGUGCAGAACACCACUCACAGGGAGAGAAAUGUGCUGCUAUGAGCAGAUGUUGUUGAGCCUCAAAAGAAAGACAGUGAGGAGCUUCCAGGAACUGGCUCUAGACCAUCAUAAUUAGUUUGGUGCUCCUGCUCAUAGACUUUUAGAAAAGAAGGACUCUACCUGGGCUAGUGCCCUGGUAAAACUGUGCUGCUUAAUUUAUGUGUGUUUGGAAGAUAUUUAACGUGUAAUUGUUCUGUAAGUGUAUUGGGGGUGGGGGGUGGGGGAUUAGAGGCACUCCUCGCCUGGGUGUUC
Messenger RNA from Crotalus tigris (Tiger rattlesnake), 1378 nucleotides. Its product is annotated as motor neuron and pancreas homeobox protein 1-like. Gene Ontology annotation, biological process: regulation of DNA-templated transcription; spinal cord motor neuron cell fate specification; neuron projection morphogenesis. Gene Ontology annotation, cellular component: nucleus. The record is from RefSeq and is a predicted model, not a curated record. Bases 203 to 1129 code for a protein of 308 amino acids. The transcript has 3 exons. Gene Ontology annotation, molecular function: DNA-binding transcription factor activity, RNA polymerase II-specific; sequence-specific double-stranded DNA binding. Lineage: Eukaryota; Metazoa; Chordata; Lepidosauria; Squamata; Viperidae.